AAUAAUUAUGCAAAGGUAAUAUGUGCAAAGGCCCUGUGGCACAGACGACACAUACAGACAGUUUAGUGGGAUUGAUGGAAGGCCAAUGGGGCUAUUGCUAAGUGAGUAAGGGGGGUAACAUGUAAUUGAGUCUGGAAAGGGAGGGAGAGAGAGUAGCAGGUCUUUUAGGACACUUAGGAUUUUAGUCUUUACCAUGCUAACAAUUGGCAGUCUUUGGAUUAUUUUAAGCAGGAUAGUAAUAUUAUCAGAUUCAAGUUCCAAAAGACCACUCACUGCAGUGUGUAGAAUGAAUUGGAUGAAAUUUCCUCAUCUGAAACAUAAGGAUGGGUAUACUUGCCCUGUGUACCGGACAGCUGAUUAUGAUAAACAAAUUGCACACGAUACAGAGUGUUUAUAAAUAUAAAUGAUGUAGAAAACUACGUAGUGAUAUUUUACAAGAAGCAACACAAUCAGGUCACAUAUGUGCUUUCCAGUUUUCUCUAUGAACAAAGGCAGCCAGAACUCAUGAAAGAGAUUGUUUUGUUUAUGUGAACAGGCUUCCUUCACCAGGGUAACUACUCCUUAGGGUGCUCAGGAAAGAAGAGAAACUUCACUCACUCUCUCAUUCUGUCUUUCUCCUCUCCCUUCUCUCACCAAGCACAUCUGGGUGCUGCCUGGAGCCCAGGUCUGGGUCCAAACCCAUGAAAAUUUUCCAAGAAUAAAAGCCUCUCAAGAAUGCAAUGGAUCCUGGGGCAUCAAGAGUAAACGGCUCGGGGCGUGUGGCUGGGUCCUGUUUUCCCUUUCUUUGCUGUUGAUGAUCAUUACCUUCCCUGUCUCCAUAUGGAUAUGCUUGAAGGUCAUUAAGGAGUACGAACGGGCUGUUGUAUUCCGACUGGGACGCAUCCAAGCUGACAAGGCCAAGGGACCAGGUUUGAUUCUGAUCCUGCCCUGCAUAGACGUGUUUGUCAAGGUUGAUCUCCGGACUGUUACUUGCAACAUUCCUCCACAGGAGAUCCUCACCAGAGACUCUGUGACCACUCAAGUGGAUGGCGUGGUCUAUUACAGAAUCUAUAGCGCUGUUUCGGCAGUGGCAAAUGUCAACGAUGUCCACCAAGCCACAUUUCUGCUGGCUCAGACCACUCUGAGAAAUGUCUUAGGGACACAGACUUUGUCCCAAAUCUUAGCUGGCCGAGAAGAGAUCGCCCAUAGCAUCCAGACCUUACUGGACGAUGCCACCGAGCUGUGGGGGAUCCGGGUGGCCCGAGUGGAAAUCAAAGACGUCAGGAUCCCCAUCCAGCUGCAGAGGUCCAUGGCGGCCGAGGCCGAGGCCACCCGGGAAGCCAGGGCCAGGGUCCUGGCAGCAGAAGGGGAAAUGAAUGCUUCUAAAUCUCUGAAGUCAGCCUCCAUGGUGCUGGCCGAGUCCCCCAUAGCGCUCCAGCUGCGUUACCUGCAGACCUUGACCACCGUCGCCACCGAGAAGAACUCCACCAUUGUGUUCCCUCUGCCCAUGAAUAUUCUGGAGGGCAUUGGUGGCGUCAGCUAUGACAACCACAAGAAGGUCCCUAACAGAGCCUGAGGUCCUCCCGCUGCAGCCAGCCCUUGCGUACCCGUUCCUAUGGAGAACCCAGUAGUUAGAAGUGUCAAGAAUUUCAACACUAUUCAGAGUAUAACCCCACAGCUGGAAUAGCAUUAGCAGGGAAACGCUGUAGACGCU
Messenger RNA from Camelus dromedarius (Arabian camel), 1693 nucleotides. RefSeq names its product stomatin like 3 (gene STOML3). The record is from RefSeq and is a predicted model, not a curated record. Gene Ontology annotation, cellular component: plasma membrane. NCBI's taxonomy places the organism in Eukaryota, Metazoa, Chordata, Mammalia, Artiodactyla, Camelidae. Bases 794 to 1555 code for a protein of 253 amino acids. The transcript is spliced from 7 exons.